GGAGUUUUUGCUGAGACAACGACGGAUGCCGUCAAUUCGCGAAUGUACCGUUUCCUGCUCCAAAGGCAAAGGACCGCUGAGGGACCAUCAGCCUAAGCUUUGAAACCUCGGCCACGUCUCGCUUGUCUCGCUGUGCCGUAAGCAUAGCUUGUACCUCCAAGCAGCGCGGCUCCACUUCGCGGGACCGACCUGUGAAACCUGUGGCAUUACAGCCCAGCAAGAAAACGCUCGUGGGUGAACAUCAGUUCAUUUUAGGAUACGCCAACUACACUACAGCUUCAAGGCGGCCCAUUUUUCACCAUGCACGAGCUCAGAUCCCCGACGCAGGUGUCACACAUCCCGUUCCUACCAGGCAACACGAUUCGGGAUGUCACAAAAAACGACUUCCGCGUCCCGCAUACCCUCGACUACAAGAAUGGGUACGCCAUCAAGCAUAUCGAGCUUCCGCCAGACCUCAAGUCGCCACACCAGCUACUGAAGUCCGUAGGGUCUGACCCCCGCAUCACAUACGAUGGCCACUUGGAUCUGGAGAGGGAGCGCAGGCGGGGCGGAGCAGAGGCUGGAGAGGGCAAGUUUGUGCCUGCCCAUGUGGUGUUUGACAAAGUGGUCCUCCGCUUCGACGCAUACUUCAAGCAGACCGUGCACGAAUCCGUGGAAAAAUACCAUCUCCGCCGGGUGCGCAUUCUCUACUACGUCGAAGACGACUCUAUCGCGGUCGUGGAGCCGCCGGUAGAGAACAGUGGCAUUCCCCAGGGCGUGCUGAUCAAGCGACAGAGACUGCCCAGGAGCUCGACUGAGUACUUUAGCGUGCGCGAUUUCAACUUGGGCAUCAACGUCACGUUCUAUGGGAAGACUUUCCGUAUAAUUGGAUGUGAUGCAUUCACGAGGGAAUACAUGCAAAACACCGAACACAUCUACCUCAACAAUCCCGAACCGAUGCCCCACGACCCGCACGAGGAGCUGCGAUCCCGGCCCACGCGCACGUACGUCGCGGGCUCUAAAGGCCCCGACAAGCUGAAGCGGUUUCUGGAAAACGACCGCAAAGUGUUGCGCUUCUUCUGCGUAUGGGAUGAUAGGGGGAGCAUGUUUGGCGAGCUGAGGGAAUUUAUAAUGCACUACUACCUUGUGGACGACAGCGUCGAAGUCCGGGAGGUGCAAAAGCCCAACAAUGGGCGCGACCCCUUCCCCAUCCUCCUGCGUCGCCAGCAACUACCCAAACCGAAUGGAUCCGCGACAGAUCCAAACGAAGGACCGAAAUACACAUGGAAGGAUUUCCGUGUCGGCGGUGCCGUUGACAUCUUGGGCAGGCCAUUUUUGAUCCGCGACUGCGAUGAAUACACCCGCCGGUUCUAUACUGAUAAACUCCACCUCCCAUCGGAAGAGCUGCAACCUUUGAACAUCGCCCCACAGGCGCAAGCAUCCGACUCAAAAGCUUCCGAGGAAGUACCCCCGUACAACGGGUUCGGCUCCGUCGAGGACUCAUUGGGUUCGGUGAAGUACCUGGUGCUGAAGCCGCCCAAGAAGGAUUUCAUCAAGAUGCUGGAGAACGAGCAUAAGGUCUUGCGCUUUGUUGCGCGUUUGAACUCGAAGCACCGCGAGGACCAAGACCGCCGCUUCGUCAUCAGCUACCGUCUCGCCGACGACAUGAUGACCAUCUACGAGCCACCGCAACGCAACGCCGGCGUAAUCGGCGGCAAAUUCAUGGAGCGUACCCGCGUCCUCCUGCCCGGAUCAUCGCUCACUGACCCGGGCGGUCCGCGCUACUACGACGCCACGGACCUGCAUGUCGGCGCGACUGUCACGGUGUUCGCGCACCAGUUCGUUUUGUUGGAUGCUGAUGAAUACGUAUACAACUACAUGGAAUCCAAUCCAACCGCCUUCCCCUCCUCCAACAUCUCCCUCGCAUCCCAAAAAGCGCGCGCACUCAGCAUCACCCCCGAACAGAGAUCGCAGUUGGCCGAGAUCUGCACCAAAGACGCCGUCAGUGUGAACGUCGUCGCGAGGCGUGGAGACGGUGCGGGGAGGGGCGGCGGGAGUGCCGGUGCUGGUGCUGAAGCGACGGUUGCGGUCGCGACGGGCCCGGUGGUUGAGCGCGGGGCGUUUGUGGAGGCGUGGCGGAGGGUUGUUGGGGUUGCGGGGGCUGGGGGUCAGAUCUCAGGUGGUGGUGCGCCGGCGCAGUUGACGGAUCAUGAACUCAUAACCCUCGCCCGACAAUACGAGCCUACUCCACGCCACGUUGACUACACUUCCCUGCUCGCCGCGUUGUGAUAACCUGCAAUGUUUCAACGGACUGUGUCUUGGCUAGAAAACGUGCGAAGGAAGGAGAGAUCCCAGUGUGAAAGAUGUAAUGGAUGUGGAACUGGAGAAGCAAAUAUAUAUGUAACAUCCGAAUAUCACGAAGUUGGCUGACCGCCGCCUUCCGUGGUGGGUGCAUGUUCAUUGCGUAGGCACGCAU
This is a messenger RNA of Fimicolochytrium jonesii, 2455 nucleotides long. RefSeq lists its product as uncharacterized. The record is from RefSeq and is a predicted model, not a curated record. Bases 301 to 2268 code for a protein of 655 amino acids. Gene Ontology annotation, biological process: mitotic spindle organization; mitotic cytokinesis; cilium-dependent cell motility. Gene Ontology annotation, cellular component: axoneme; mitotic spindle. The transcript has 12 exons. NCBI's taxonomy places the organism in Eukaryota, Fungi, Chytridiomycota, Chytridiomycetes, Spizellomycetales, Powellomycetaceae. Gene Ontology annotation, molecular function: alpha-tubulin binding.